UGUCAUAAACUGCUCUGCCUUCAUAUUCUGAGAAGUAUUGUCAUCUUUGCCUUUCAUUUUUUCUUCUGUUUUUCCCACAUCUAUGCAUAGUGUUGACAAGUAACUAAUCAAAUCACUUGUUUUGGUCAUAUUUGUUUGGCCACAUCUUCUUCUGCACCACAUAUCAAAUCUCAUAUACUGUUCUGAGGUAGGUCACCUGCAAUUUCUUGAUUUUUAUUCCUUCUCUUCUGUUAUUCUCUGUAUGCUGUCUUAAUUCUUGUCUAUUUCAUCCUCUCUUUACCUCAAAUCAGAUAAAGGGCAGUCUUAAAAUUCUCCAUUUUAUAUUCUUUAGCAAGUUUCUUGGAAGAAAAAAAAGAUUUGGUUUUUACCCUUUUCUGAGCUGUUUCUCUCCAUUUUCAAGAAUAUAAAAUUGUUAUCCAUGAGCAGAAUCAGUCCAAUUGUCCUAUGGGCAAUUGUAAUUAUUGCUAUUGUGUUCUUUGUGUUUGGUCUUCUUCAUCUUCUUCGUAGGUGUUGUUUAAAGAUUUCAUCUUUUUCGUCAAUUUCUCAAUCCAAUAGAUUCCCUGAAUCAUCUGGUUCUCAAGUUAUUCAAAGGCAACUUCAACAGCUAUUUCGUCAGCAUGAUUCUGGUUUAGACCAAGCUGUCAUUGAUACUCUGCCUCUGUUUCUCUAUAAAGAUAUUAAAGGCCUAAAGGAGCCAUUUGAUUGUGCUGUUUGUUUAUGUGAAUUUUCAGAACAUGAUAAGCUCAGAUUGCUCCCUUUUUGUAGCCAUGCUUUUCAUAUUCAUUGUAUAGACACAUGGUUACUGUCAAACUCAACUUGUCCUCUAUGUAGAGGCAUUAUUAGUUCCACAGUUUCUAUGGGAAAUCCCUUAUUGGGCUCAAUCGAAUCAAGAGAACAAUGGAGUUUCCAUUUGGAAGAUGGAAUUGCAAAUGAUGAAAAGCCGGACAAUGUUGGAGAAAUGAGAGUAUUUUCUGUUCGAUUAGGUAAAUUGAAGAGUCUAAAUGAAGGGGGCGAAAACCAUGAAGACAAAAGUACUCAAGGGGAAAUCAUCAGCUGUAAUUUAGAUGCAAGGAGAUGUUUCUCCAUGGGUUCAUUUCAAUAUGUUGUUGGUGAUUCGGAGUUACAAAUCGCGUUGCCUAAUGUGAAGAUUCUAAAAGCCAAGUGUGAGAACACUAUUUUUGGGGCUAAUGCAGAAGGAAAAAAGAUCAGUGCUAGGACUAAAGGUGAGAGCUUUUCUGUUUCAAAGAUUUGGCUUUGGUCCAAGAAAGGCAAAUUCUCAAAUUCUUCAGAAAUAAAUAUUGGUGGACCUUCUGUUAAUAUUGAUAUACCAAUGACUAAAACAACACAAUUUGUGUAAACUUGUAUUGAAAAAUUUGUAUUGCUUUUAGCAUAGUUCUGAGAUA
Solanum tuberosum (potato) is the source of this 1403-nucleotide messenger RNA. RefSeq names its product RING-H2 finger protein ATL46-like. Lineage: Eukaryota; Viridiplantae; Streptophyta; Magnoliopsida; Solanales; Solanaceae. Gene Ontology annotation, molecular function: ubiquitin protein ligase binding. The transcript has a single exon. Bases 419 to 1357 code for a protein of 312 amino acids. The record is from RefSeq and is a predicted model, not a curated record.